AUGCCUGUAACCCAAUUCGCUGUGACCGACACGUACGAAUAUCUGAAUGGGUUCGGGGGGUACAAAGAGAGUGAAGCCAUAGCUGGUACCUUACCACUGGCCGCUAACUCGCCUCAAAAAUGUCCCUAUGGACUCUACAAUGAGAAGCUGUCCGGGACGGCCUUCACUGCGCCGAGAGACGACAACCAACAGACCUGGCUCUACCGUGUCCUCCCCUCGGCCAGUCACCAAAACUUCGAACCGGUACCCUCAUCUUCCUCUCAAGCCUUGAACUCUCCCACUCCCAGCUUUGGUACUCGUUUCAAUGCCAUACCCAACCAAUUGCGAUGGGAUCCUUUCGAUUUCGACAAAGAGGUGUCAUGGAUUCACGCCCUCCACUUGGUCGCUGGAGCCGGUGAUCCGACGAUGAAACAAGGCUUGGGCAUCUAUAUCUAUGCGGCUGGUUCGAGCAUGCCCGAAAAGACAGCCUUUUACAGCGCGGAUGGUGAUUUCUUGAUCGUUCCCCAACAUGGCGUGCUGGACAUCCGAACCGAAUUGGGCAAGAUGUUGGUGCGACCGAAUGAAAUCUGCGUCAUUCCGCGGGGAAUUCGAUACCACGUUGCACUGUACAACGAUGAGCCUACGCGGGGAUACAUUUGUGAGCUCUAUCAGGGACACUUCAGGCUGCCCGAACUAGGUCCGAUUGGUUCCAACGGGUUGGCCAACGCCCGAGACUUCCAAACCCCGGUGGCAGAUUUCAUUGAGGACUAUGAGAACACGGAGUGGACUUUGUAUGGCAAAUUUGGAGGCAACCUCUUCUCCGCCAAACAGUCGCACACACCAUUCGACAUUGUGGGGUGGCAUGGUACUUACUACCCCUACAAGUAUGACCUCGGGCGAUUCAACCCCGUGGGCAGCAUUUCAUACGACCAUCCUGAUCCUUCCAUCUUUACUGUUCUUUCUGCGCCAUCUCAUCCCCACGGAGCGGGAACGGCGGUUAUUGAUUUCGUUAUUUUCCCUCCUCGCUGGCUGGUCCAAGAAGGAACUUUCCGACCACCAUGGUAUCAUCGCAACACCAUGUCGGAGUUUAUGGGGCUGAUUAUGGGCAACUAUGAUGCCAAGGGUGCUGGCAAAGGUGGAUUUCAGCCGGCUGGAGCAAGUUUACACAAUACCAUGAGUGGGCAUGGGCCAGACAUGCAGACAUUUGAGAAGGCGUCAACGAUGGAUUUGCCCCCACAAAAGGUGGGCGAGGGUAGCAUGGCGUUUAUGUUUGAGAGUUGUUUGAUGGUUGGCGUUACCGAAUGGGGAUUGUCCAAGUGCCAAAAGGAUUAUAAUGCUCAUUCGUGGGAGCCUUUGAAGGUACAUUUCAGACGGCCGAACACGGCUAAUGGGGCCAGCAAGAAGAACGGAUGUGCCUGA
Rhinocladiella mackenziei CBS 650.93 is the source of this 1398-nucleotide messenger RNA. Its product is annotated as homogentisate 1,2-dioxygenase. Bases 1 to 1398 code for a protein of 465 amino acids. Gene Ontology annotation, molecular function: homogentisate 1,2-dioxygenase activity. The transcript has 3 exons. Gene Ontology annotation, biological process: L-phenylalanine catabolic process. Gene Ontology annotation, cellular component: cytoplasm. The record is from RefSeq and is a predicted model, not a curated record. NCBI's taxonomy places the organism in Eukaryota, Fungi, Ascomycota, Eurotiomycetes, Chaetothyriales, Herpotrichiellaceae.